Molecule: messenger RNA, 5000 nt
Organism: Diorhabda carinulata
Lineage: Eukaryota; Metazoa; Arthropoda; Insecta; Coleoptera; Chrysomelidae
Product: fanconi-associated nuclease 1-like
Exons: 9
Coding region: 304-3138 (944 amino acids)
Biological process (GO): interstrand cross-link repair
Cellular component (GO): nucleus
Molecular function (GO): 5'-flap endonuclease activity; flap-structured DNA binding; 5'-3' exonuclease activity
Source: RefSeq, a predicted model, not a curated record
AAACUAAAACGUGUUUUUAUUUUCAUUGCCACAAACAUAACCUGAAGUGAUACAAUGGAAUAAAAAUAAAUAUUUUUUAACGCGCAACACUCGCAAAAAUUUAAUUAUUUUUUAUUUUAUUCAUUUAGUACGUUUUGAGGAGUGGUAUUUAAUCAAAUUGAUCACUAAUUUAUGCGACAAAUGCAUUAUACAAAUAGUUUUAAUCUUUGCAAUUUGUUAUCAAAUGCAAGAUACUGGAAAAUGACUCAGUUCUGCAGAUAACAUUAUAUUGUGAACAAGUUAUAAGUAUAGUAUAAAAAUUCAAUGCCUAAAAACCAUACUAAAUUCAAAGCUCCUACUGAUGGUUUAAUUCAAAUGAAUAUAUCUUCAGCUAUUGAAAAUUUGAAACGAAUGAAUGAUAACAAAUGGCGAAAAAAAACAAAAACCAUCACUCCAAUUUCUUCGAAUGAUAGAAACAAGGAGAAUAAUAAUGGGGCCGACAUAGGGGAACCACAACUUGCUUUCAACAUUUGGUCAUCCGAUGAUGAGGAAUUUGAAGAUAAGUCCGGGCAAGAUCCAAAUCAAACUUUCCAUAAAAAAGAAAACCAAUCAACUAUUGCAAAUACUUCCAAUGUAAACAAUACUAGUAUUGAGAAAAAUAUUAACAUUAUUCAGAAUAUAUCUUUACCUUCAAAUGAUUCUAUGAUGGCUAAUACAAAAAAAGCAGUUUCCAGCAAUAUACAACAAAAGGAUCCAAAAAAUAAAGCAAAUAUAUCGAUUCGAAGGACUACUGCAAGUGACAAAGGUCUAAAGUCAGGUUACAGUAAAACAAAUGAAAUCCCAUUAACAUCUGCUAAGAGCCCAGGUCCUCAAUCUCCUAAGAGUCCAAGUUCUCAAUCUCUUAAGACCUCAUCUUCUCUAUCUCCUAAGAAAGAAGAGAAAAAAAUGAAUCCUGAUUUUCUAAAAGUUAUGAAUGGAUUGAUAUCUGAAGUAUUGAACUCGACUCAUUUAUCUUUUAUACUGAGUGAACAAGAAAAAAAAAUUUUUAAAACAAUAAUAACAAGUCGUCAAGAAUAUCAAUAUGUUUGUUAUAAACUUUAUAUGUUAACAUGGAAGUGGCGAAAUCUAUUCAAGUUUUGUGAAGAAAUUAAUUGUCGUUUAAAAGAUAAAGAAAUUAUUGAUUUGUUUCAAUUAAUGGUACAAAACGACAUUAUUGACACGGACUGGAAAAAAGAAGAUGUUACUACUCUGUUGAAUAUAUUACCGCAUUCAGAAGUUAAAGAUAUCUGUUCGAAGAUGGGAAUACUUGGAAAAACGAAAAAAGAUAUGAUGACAAAUUUGAUGCAGCAUUGUAACAAACAAAAGACGUUACCAUUCUGCAAGUCCUCGAAAGAAAUUGUACUGGAAAAGAUAAUGAAAAAAUUGGGAGAAUAUGUUAUGAGGAUUAAGGACACUUACAAAAAUGCUUUUUACAAUAUAUUUGUAUUGGGUACUUUUACAAAUUCGAAGCUCCAAGAUAGAAAUCAAUAUUUCAGAAUCAUACAGGAAUCAGAUUUUCCUGAUUAUACCAUUCAAGAUCACAUUGUGUUUUACACAAGGAAUGAUUUCGAAAAUUAUACCAAAGCAUGCGCAAAUCGAGAAGAAUUUGAAUUGUUAACAGUAUCCAAGGAUAUGGAGAGGAUGUACCAUAUGGGUAAAGACAUUAUCAACAUGUUGAAGAACAUCCUAUCAAAUGACAAUGAUGACGAUAGAUUUCAAGAGGCGCCACAUUUGAAACGAUUUACAGCUGUAGAAGUAUAUAAGAAAUUAUUAACUAAAAUAUGUAAUGCUUUGAAAAAACAUCAUUUCGAAGAUGUACAUGAAUGGCUGAAAUAUUUAAUUGAAACCUUUCCGAAAUCGCAUAGAUUAGCCGAUUGGUAUUAUGAUUUAUCCAUACUUAAUGAAACUAAUUGGAAAAACCCGGAAGGUGCUGCAAAUGUCAUAAUCCAAGUACUCGAAUUGGAAAAAGAAUAUUUGACCGAAACACAAAUUCAACAAUUAGUAGAAAAGGGAAGACAAUUGAAGAAAGCGAAAGGUGUAAGUCAAUUGAAUCAUGAUAUCAUUGUGAAAUUAUUACCCGUCGUAGCCGACUUGGAUGACUUCCCUCAGGUUACAAUCGACGCACCAGCUAUAAGAGGAAAGCCUGGUAGAAAGCGACACUAUCCAGUGCAAAAUAGUGAUGGAAGUAAAGAGUACAAAUCUGUUGAACAAAUAGCUCUAGAAUAUUACGAAAGAUGCGGGUUUCAUAGUGGAGAACACUGUGAAGGAUCCAUUAUCUUGGCUACGUUUACCCUAUUUUUUUGGGACAUCAUCUACAAUCCUGAUAUUGUCGUUCCUGGAACGUUUUUAUCGCGUUACCAACAAUUUCCUUUGGACAUGUAUUCCACUUAUUUUUAUGUACACAGAAAAGAAUUGAUCGAUAAAAGAUUAAGAGAUUUAGCUGAAAAUUGGUCGGAUCAACAUACUCUUGAUUUUGUUACUGAAAAUUGGAUAAAAUAUUCUCACAAAUCUGGAUUGACCAAUGUAGCUAACUAUAUACCAAACAAAGAACGUUUGAACAACAUCGUUUGUUGUAUAGGAAGAAAAUUGUUAUCUGGUAUCUAUCAAAGAUUAGUCAAAGAUCUUGGGCAGUUCAAAAGCGGAAUGCCAGAUUUACUAGUUUGGAAUAAACAUGACGAAAAGGCUAAAUUUAUAGAGGUCAAAGGGGAAAAUGAUAAACUGUCUGUUAAACAAAAGUUGUGGUUAAAAUAUCUGAAAUCAAUUGGUGCAGAUGUUGAAGUUUGUCAUGUACAUACAAUUGGAUCAAAGAAAAAAUUAAAAACGACAAUAAAAAAUCAAUCGAAAAUAAAAAAUGAUGAUGCUAGUUUUUCAAAAUCUUGUAUAAAGUCAACUCCAAGAAAGAAGAAAAGAUGCAAUAGUGAAGAUUCGCUUAGUUAUUUUGAAACUCCUCCUUCAUCUCCGGUUCCUAGGAAGAAAAAAAUUGUGAAAAGGAAAUCGGAAAAUAAUGUGACUCCUUCACCGAAGAAGAUAAUUACAAUUUCAUCUAGAUCUGGUGAAAUUACAAAAAAACAAAUAGUUGCUAUCGAUAGCAGUGUGUUUGAGAAAAUAACGAUAAUGUAAUUCGAAAAAUUUUCAGGUAUUUCUGAAAUUGUGGGGAUUAUGAUGCUCAUAUUGGUCACAAAAUAGCGUUAUUUCAUCCUACAGUUUUAUAUUCUAUAUAUAAAAGCUGACGAUCAGUUGUUUCGAUUUACAAAAAGGUAUUAAACUGCAAAUCAGGUAUAUCGGAGGUCUCAAAUACAUAUCAGAAAGAUAAUAAAUAGCAAGAAAUAUAUUGAAACUGGUCUUAGUAUGUUUUCCACUCUUCAGGAGUUUAAUGGGUAAUACUGAGUUUUUAAACUUUAUAUCAGAUGCAAAAUCUAAUACAGAGUUAUAAGCAUGAGAGGAAUUUUCAGCACUACCAUCAACUUUUCGUCGUAGCUAUUGAUCUGAAACAUAAAAAUCAAGUAUUUUCUUAAUGUUUGAACUAAAAGCAAGAUAAGUACGUGGUGAUUUAAAAAAAUAUCAAAUUUUAACAAAAUGGCGGAAGUUUGAAAAAAUAAUUUUUUUUCUAUUUAAAAAAUUAUGUAAAAUCGGUCGUAAAACAAAAAGUUUUUGAUUUAUUAAUAAGUAGGUCCCUAGAAAAUGAUGUCUGUCAAAGUUUUUUAUUAAUAGAAUUAAAAUUGACAGAAUAAUUGAAGUGGUAGUGUUGAAAAAAAUUUGAAAACGGUUCGACAAGCGUGAUGCAACGGUCAAAAUGACGCUACACCAAUACACUAACUCAAAGACAGUCCCUAAUCUCAAUAGUGCCAUCCAUAGUUAGCCGUGUAUACUAUUUACUGGUAAAAAUAAUUAUUAAGGGAUAUCUACGGCGGGUAAGCAUAUCGGAACGUCGCAUUCUACCGACCGCGCAGUGUGAUACCUAGCGUCUAAUGCUCAUAACUCGAGAAUAUAUUUUUUUUUCGAAAAAUCAUUCGAGCACCAUACCAUUUUAGCUAAAAAGAGGUUAUUUUACAAUGGUGUUACUCCUCAAUACUAAAGCUAAGAGUAGUUUUCUAUUUUUUCUUUGUUUACUUUGAUAAUUCGUUCUGUUCACUACGACUACUUAUUAUAAAUUGAAAUAAACUUCCAAAAGUUCUAGAAAAAUAGACCUUCCUAUAGAUUGUUCGAAAGAAAUAAUGUAAACAAACCGCCUGCUAUAAAAACAAAGAUCAAACGAAUUCCGGGUAUUUCAUCAAAGGCGGCGCAUUCGCCGCAUUUUAGAAUUCUAUUAUAUCCAAACAGGGCGGAGAUGAGUUUGUAAUUAUACUAAAACUGUAUUCACCUGCAAAUUAAUGCAUGUAAUAUUUUCAAUUGAUUUAUUUUUGUCUUAUCAGUUUUUAGGGAGUAUAAUGAAAUACCAGAUGUGGAAUUUGUUCUAGAACAUCUGAAAAUUCAUUUAGUUUCAGGUUUUAAUAUGCAGGCGUUUCAGGUACAUGAUAAUUUUUCUCUUCUCAUCGGUAUUCAACUGAUUUCAAAAUUCUUCUCCACGGGUUGCGAUUUUGUAUUUUUGCGCUUCAAUUUGGUAUUACAUCUCUGAUAUCAUUCACAAAUACCUCCAACUUUUUUUUGUUUUGUCUCCCCCUCUUGUUACUACUUAUGAGGAAGGACAAAAAACUCAUGACACCGUUGGAAACAGUACUACCGGUGAUUCUAAUGCGUUUGAAUUUGAUUGUAUUGUGAUGAAAAACAUGGUAUUCCAUAGAAUAACCUGUAUAUUAAAUUUUUAUUGUUUUAAAGAUUUGAGAAAAAUUAUUUUUAGAGUCAGUUCAUACUUUUCCGGCAACUUUUUACAUUUUGUUUACUAUAAUAUUGAAUAUAUAUUUUAAUGUUUAUAUUUAUAAGGAAUGUGUAUUUGAAUACUUUUAUAUUAUAAUAUUCGUUAACAAUAAAACAUACAAACCUGA